GAAAGGGAGGGGGCCGUAAACCUGCAGGCGCUUCUUAUCACCUGCGAUUCAGCAGGUGAUCAGCUCAGUGUUGCUUUUCAGGCUUUGGGAAAACACAACCGAGCCGAUAUGGCCUACACCGUUGGUUUGAUUCGGACUGGACUCCUCGUUUUCUCCAUUUGUGUGUGUGUCGUUACCGGAAGUCCUAUAGGUACUUCAACCAUAAGUUGUGAACAAGAUAACGAUCAACUUGUGGGUGCAGUGAAUGAAGGAUAUGAAGGAGAUGUGGAGGUGGUGAGCGGGAUCAUGGCAGGAAGCGGUGUGAAGCUGGUGUCCUACCUCUUCCCAGCCCACCUGGAGUAUCUGCAGCUGAGUUUCACACUCGGAGAUACCAGCGCCACUGUUCGCACCAAGAAGACACUGGACGCAGACACGUUGGCAGCCACUGGCAGCACCUUGUAUUACUCUGUCAUGUGUGACGACGUCAUUAAGCACAACAACACUCGGACACUGAAGAUCAACGAUCUCAAUGACAACAGCCCGAUAUUUGAACAUAAGUCCUACAGCAUUUCUGUCUCUGAGACACAAGCGGUGGAGAGCGAGGUUCUUCGAGUGAAAGCUACAGACGGAGACAGCACCCCAGCGAACAACGUAGUGACAUAUUCCAUGGCACCAACGUCAGAGGACUUUAUUGUGACCAACUCUGGGGCUUUUAUUUUGAAGAGACGUUUGAACUACAAUUUAGUGCAAACGUACAUCUUCCUUGUGACGGCCAAGGAUAACUUGGGAUUAAAUGACACAGCCACUGUGACCAUCAACGUACUCGACUUCGAUAACUUAAAUCCGUAUUUCAGCCACAAUGUGUACCAGUCCUUUAUUCCAGAGAAUCAGGUUGGGCCUUUUCGGACCAUUGAGCCAGAGGCGAUAAAAGCUCAGGAUGGAGACAUCGGGAUCGACGUGACUUUAACUUACAGCAUCAGUGCAGUGUCUCCAGACAAGUAUCGGGGAAACUUCGACAUUGACUCCAGCAGUGGAGUUGUGACUGUGCUGACUGCUUUAGACAGAGAGGAGAUGAGCAGCGUGAUCUCUGUCAGCAUCAAGGCGGCCCAGACUGACGACAGUUUGAAGACGGCGGAUGCUGUGGUGUCUGUCACUGUCGAGGACGUGAAUGAUAAUCCUCCAGAGUUUGACCAGCCCGACUACUCUGUAACACUUCUGGAAAAUUCUCCUGUUGAUGCUGCUCUGUUCAAAGCCGUCGUCACCGACCUGGACCAGGGAGGAUUUGUGGGAGAGUUGCAGAUCCUUCCAGAAUCUUCUCCUUUCUCUAUCGGCGCUGAUGGGACGGUCAGAGUGAAGAACUCCACAGUUCUGGACAGAGAGACGACUGAAAGAUUUACAUUUCAGAUCAAAGCAACUGAGACGGAUCCACCCAAAAAUUUUGCAGAGGUGCAAGUCAGUGUAACUCUUCUGGAUGAGAAUGACAACAGUCCUGCAUUCACCAGUAAGAAGUACGAGGGAAAAGUGUUUGCAAAUCAAACAGUGGGAAUGUCUCUGGUCCAGGUUAAGGCAGAAGAUCCAGAUGCUGAUAAGAACGGGCAGAUCAAAUACUCUAUUGAGUUUGGCAACAAUGACGGAUACUUCUCAAUCGAAGAAAACAGUGGAGACAUCACGCUGGCUAAAAUCAUUCCCCUGGUGGAGAACAAGAUAUUGGCAUUCCCUCUCUACAUAACAGCCAGAGAUGGGGGAACCAUAUCCCGCUCCUCCUCAGCACUGGUUAACGUUAGUGCUCCUGGUGACUCUAAACCUCAGUUUUUACACAAAGUUUACCGUGGCACCGUGGAAGAAGAGCACGAAACAGGAGUUGUCAUUCUUAGGGUGGCCUUCAUAGCGGUAGCUACUGAGAUUCCUGUGACUCUCCGAGUUGAUACACAAGCUGACAAGUUCGCCAUCUCCUCCAGUGGUGAAUUCACCACUAAAGUGAAGCUGGACUACGAUGAGGCUCCACACAACUACUCUGUGACGAUCUCCAUCUCUGACGGAGUCAACAGUGACAGUGCAGUUGUGGAGGUUCAGGUCACCGACGUCAAUGACAACAGUCCUGUUUUUACCUCUGAUUCUGUCACAACAUCAGUCCCAGAGGACGCAGAGGUAGGAUCCAAUGUGACUGUUGUUCCCGCUACAGACAAAGACAGCAGCUUCAACAAGGAGAUCAGAUACUCUCUGAGAGGAGGAGAGGGGAAGUUCUCUGUGGACCCUGUGUCUGGGAGGGUGAGUGUGACUGGAGCACUUGAUAGGGAAACUAAGGCAGAGUACAGCCUGCUGAUGGUGGCUGAAGAUCAGGGUCGUCCAGCCAGGUCGGCCACAGCCUCCCUGCUGGUCCGAGUGUCGGACAUCAACGAUAACGCCCCCAAGUUCUCAAAUGCUGAGUAUCAGGGUGAAGUCUUGGAGACAGUGGCAGUGGGUACAAGCUUGCUCACAUUAUCAGCUGUAGACCCCGAUGAAGGAGCAAAUGGGAGCGUUACUUACAGUAUUUUGAGCCAGAGUCCCUCAUCAGACUCUCCUGUUUUUGAGUUGGACUCUUCCAGCGGGACUCUGCAGCUGGCCCAGCCUCUGGACUACAGCGAGGUGAAGGUGUACAGCCUCGUGGUUCAGGCCUCCGAUGGAGGAACUCCCUCUCUGGUUGGGAACGGCUCUGUGGUGGUGAAGGUGAAGGACGUGAACAACAACCCGCCUGAGUUCAGUAAGGAGAGCUACGACGUGGCCGUCUCUGAGAACCUGGCCAGCGGCGCGUCCAUCCUGACCCUGGAGGUCACUGACCGGGAUGAGGGAGGAUUUGUGGGAACACUGCGGGUCCUUCCAGAAUCUGCUCCUUUCUCCAUCAGCUCUGAUGGGACGAUCAGAGUGAGGAACUCCACAGCUCUGGACAGAGAGGCGACUGCGACGAUCAUGUUUCAGGUUGAAGCCAAGGAGACAAACCCACCCAGCCAUAGUGCCACGGCAACUGUAAAUGUAACUCUUCUGGAUGAGAACGACAACAGCCCUAAAUUCACCAGCAGCCAGUAUGGGAGCAAAAUUUUCACCAACCAAACAGAGGGGAUGUUUCUCCUGAAGGUUGAGGCAGAAGAUCCAGACGCCGGUGUCAACGGACAGAUCAAAUACUCCAUCGACUUUGGGAAUCAAAACGAUUACUUCUCCAUUGAUGAAAACACCGGAGCAAUCACUCUGACGAAAAUGAUUCCACUGGAAGCACAUCAAACCUUAGAGUUCCUAUUGUUCAUUGCAGCCAGAGAUGGAGGCAUAGUGUCUCGCUCCGCUUCAGCACAGGUGGAGAUUCUUGCUGUCGGCGAUACAAAACCACAAUUCACACAGAGCACCUACAGUGGCAUUAUAGAAGAAGAGAGCGACCCUGGAACAGUGAUCCUCAAGGUUGACGUCCUUGCAACAGGAGACAUUCCUGUGACUCUCCGAGUUGAUACACAAGCUGACAAGUUCGCCAUCUCCUCCAGUGGUGAAUUCACCACUAAAGUGAAGCUGGACUACGAUGAGGCUCCACACAACUACUCUGUGACGAUCUCCAUCUCUGACGGAGUCAACAGUGACAGUGCAGUUGUGGAGGUUCAGGUCACCGACGUCAAUGACAACAGUCCUGUUUUUACCUCUGAUUCUGUCACAAAAUCAGUCCCAGAGGACGCAGAGGUAGGAUCCAAUGUGACUGUUGUUCCCGCUACAGACAAAGACAGCAGCUUCAACAAGGAGAUCAGAUACUCUCUGAGAGGAGGAGAGGGGAAGUUCUCUGUGGACCCUGUGUCUGGGAUGGUGAGUGUGACUGGAGCACUUGAUAGGGAAACUAAGGCAGAGUACAGCCUGCUGAUGGUGGCUGAAGAUCAGGGUCGUCCAGCCAGGUCGGCCACAGCCUCCCUGCUGGUCCGAGUGUCGGACAUCAACGAUAACGCCCCCAAGUUCUCAAAUGCUGAGUAUCAGGGUGAAGUCUUGGAGACGGCGUCAGUGGGUGCAAGCUUGCUCACAUUAUCAGCUGUAGACCCUGAUGAAGGAGCAAAUGGUAGCGUUACUUACAGUAUUUUGAGCCAGAGUCCCUCAUCAGACUCUCCUGUUUUUGAGUUGGACUCUUCCAGCGGGACUCUGCAGCUGGCCCAGCCUCUGGACUACAGCGAGGUGAAGGUGUACAGCCUCGUGGUUCAGGCCUCCGAUGGAGGAACUCCCUCUCUGGUUGGGAACGGCUCUGUGGUGGUGAAGGUGAAGGACGAGAACAACAACCCACCUGAGUUCAGUAAGGAGAGCUACGACGUGGCCGUCUCUGAGAACCUGGCCAGCGGCGCGUCCAUCCUGACCCUGGAGGUCAAUGACCGGGAUGAGGGUGGAUUCUCCAGUGGUUACUUCCUUUAUACCAAUGACACAUUUGACAUCAACAAACUAGGAGUGGUCUCACUGAGGAAGGACGUCACCUUGGACAGAGAGACAAAGGACAGAUACAUGUUACAGGUGGUGGCGGUGGAUCAGCCCAUUGACAGUCUGCGAUCCACAGCUCAGCUCAACAUCACCGUCCUGGACUACAACGACAACGCCCCACAGUUCCCGAGGAUCCCGGACCCGCUACUAAUCCCUGAGGGCGUGUACUCGGAGGACAGUCCAGGAGAAGUUUUCACCAUCGUGCCCACAGACGCAGACCUCGGGCCCAACGGAGAGGUCACCCUCUCCCUCCUCUCCCCCCACCCACUCUUCAGAUUCAAAGAGGAUGGGAAGUUGCUGGCUGUCGGCUCUCUGGAUCGGGAGAGCAGGGAAACGUAUGAGCUGCUUGUGAAGGCCUCGGAUAAAGGCAGCCCUCCAAGAGAGAACGUCACCAGCAUCAGAGUGAGUCUCAUCGACGUCAAUGACAACAGACCUGAGUUCAGCUCCAGCAGCUACGUCAGCAGCAUCCUUCUGAAAGACGCCGCGGAGGGGAAGCUGCUGCUGACGCUGUCCGCCAGCGACGGAGACGCCGGGAACAACUCGCUCAUCACCUACAGUUUCUCUGCAGGAAGUUCUCCAUAUUUGGCCUUAAACAGCGAGAGCGGAGACGUGACGUUGACCUCUGACCUCGCUGAUGUCACAGAGGACACCACAGUGGUGCUGACGGCCAUGGCCAAAGACCACGGCCAGCCUCCUCUCAACUCCACAGCUCGGGUCGUGGUGAAUCUGCGGGUGGUCAGCCUGUCGGAGGGCGUGGCCUUCCGGAGCUCCUCCUACAACUUCAGCGUCCCUGAGAACCAGCCGGAGGGGGCGGCGGUGGGGACCGUCUGGGCCUCCGCAGGAAGUGACCUUUAUGACGUCGCCUACACACUAAAUACACACGCCGACCUGUUCUCCGUCGACGCCAGCGGAGCCGUCCGGACCAGAGCACAGCUGGACAAAGAAGAGCAGGAGUGGUACAUCCUGGAUGUGGAGGCCGUGGACACGAGGACCCCCCCUACGUCAGCCACUGCAAUGGUCAGAGUCCAGGUGGAGGACGUGAACGAAUCUCCACAGUUUCCCUCUCAGGUUUAUAAAGCAUCUGUGUUCAGCAUCGCCCCGUACAAAACCUCCGUUAUCCACGUCAAGGCUUCAGACCCUGACGUGGGAGAGGGGGGUCAGCUGGUCUACAGUCUGUCAGCAGACAGCGGUUACUUUGACGUGGAGCCGUCCUCCGGUCUGCUGUACGUGGUGUCGGCGCUGGGUCUGGCUGAGCAGACGGCUGCUGUGGAGGUGAAGGCCACGGACCCCAGAGGGCUUCAGGCUACAACCAGAGUGGAGGUGGAAGUGCAUGGAAGUGCGAGCAGCAGCGACGUGGUGGUCAUCUCCCUCAACCAGCCUGCUAACGUCGUGGAAAAGAAAGUCCCGGAGCUGGAGAAGUCUUUGGGUGCAGCUCUGGGCUGGACCGUGAACGUCAUAGAGGUGUCGAGCGCUAACGGAGGAUCGUCUGAGUCCAGAACCUGGAGAGCCGCCGUGAAGACUUUGGUCAGCUUCAUCAGUGUGAACGGACAAGACGUUGUUUCUGCCGAAGAAGUCACAAAGAAACUGCAGAGCCAAUCAGCUGCUGUGAGGGCGGAGCUGGUCAAAGUGUUCGGGGAGAGUCUUCAUUUUGACGUGGAGGUGAAGCCUCAGAGCCCCGCCUCCAACCAGGCGGCUGUCAUCGCUCUGGCAACCUUGUUGGCCCUGAGCAUGCUGGGAUUGAUUGUCGCUGUCGCCUUGAUCAUCAGGUUUAAGAGGACACAGAAACAUCAAGAUUCUGACAAGGAGAGUUUUGACAUCGACCGACACGCUGAAGGUUACACGAACUGGUCACAGGAGAGUCCUGAAACAUCUGAACAGCGACAGACAAAGUCACGUGAGAGGAGAACGGAGGAUGAGCAGCAGAGGACAGACGAUGGCGGGACAGUAAAGACGGACGGUAACAGUGUGAGAUUCAAACGGGACAGGCAGACGGAGGACGAGGAUGAAAGCCGCACUUCUCUCUGAUCUGAACGCAGCAGCUUUCAGUCCGCCCGUAUGGAGGCUGCAGAGUGCCACUAAAAUAAUUAGACUAUACUAACUGAUUAUACUCGGUUAAUAGGUUUCAGGUGAGACACGUUUUCAAUCACAAAAUGGGAAAUGUAAAUGUUAGCAGGAAACUGAAGUGGGUUUUGAUAGACCGAGACGGACACAAAAUAAAAAUGUAAAACGUUACAAAUAAUUUUGUGAUUCCAUUUUACACGUGAAUUUUUUAAAAUAUUUUUAUUGAGAAAGAAAAGUUCGUUCUUGACCUUUUUAUAAAGCAAACUUCAGCCACCGAGGAAGACCGGGAGAUGCUGUUAAAAG
Molecule: messenger RNA, 6810 nt
Organism: Sander lucioperca (pikeperch)
Lineage: Eukaryota; Metazoa; Chordata; Actinopteri; Perciformes; Percidae
Product: cadherin-23
Exons: 35
Coding region: 109-6471 (2120 amino acids)
Biological process (GO): homophilic cell-cell adhesion
Cellular component (GO): plasma membrane
Molecular function (GO): calcium ion binding
Source: RefSeq, a predicted model, not a curated record